Halteromyces radiatus is the source of this 237-nucleotide messenger RNA. RefSeq lists its product as uncharacterized. Gene Ontology annotation, cellular component: heterotrimeric G-protein complex. Gene Ontology annotation, biological process: G protein-coupled receptor signaling pathway. The transcript is spliced from 2 exons. Lineage: Eukaryota; Fungi; Mucoromycota; Mucoromycetes; Mucorales; Cunninghamellaceae. Gene Ontology annotation, molecular function: G-protein beta-subunit binding. The coding region runs from base 1 to 237 and encodes 78 amino acids. The record is from RefSeq and is a predicted model, not a curated record.
AUGUAUAAGCUACCUACUUGUGAAGAAUUUAUAGAAUGGAAAUUAAGACGAUUAUUGAUUCAAAAUCAAGGAUUAAAAGCUCAAUUGGAAAUCUCAAGAAUACCAGUGAGUGAGGCUUCACAAACAUUAAUUCAUUAUUGUAUAAAUACAUAUGAUCCUCUUUUAUCUUCUAUUUGGGGUUCAGUUGAGGAUGAUUCAUUUAUCAAUAAAUAUAAAUGGAAAUGUUGUAUUCUUUAA